AUGCAGCGUGGAUGUUCAGCAGGCCCCAACAGGUCUGAAUCGACCCGUAGCAGCACUGCUGCCGAAGCUCCUUCUGCACGUCAGGGCGGCAGCAAUAGAUACGGUGCGGCGGAGGAUGAGGAAGUGCCGGCGUGGAAGCGGCAGCUGUCCUUCCGCGGGCAGCCGUACCGGUAUGCCCACCACCAGAAUGGGGUGAUGGGCCACUUUCAGAUACGAGUUGUGGCCGCCUCCGAAAUUUCGGAACCGGACUGGUCUCGUGUGACCAGCAACCUCAACAUCAAUGCCAUUGCUGGCAGCGGGUCGGGCACAGGGAGCGCUCUCCCCUACGUCGCUGUGUCCCUGGGGAAGUGCACCGUAAGGAGCUCGGCUCGGGAGGCGCAGCCGGACUCUCUCGGGACCUUGCGCGCUUCGUGGCCGCGUGGAAUGCUCUCGGUGGAGGUGAUGAAGGGGGACAUCCGGCCCGGCGAACUCCCCCGUCUCGCCGUUCAGGUGUACAACCAAGAUAGCAUCGUCCAAUCGGUGCUGAGCUCGGCCGUGAGCACGGUGAUGGGGUCUCGGGGAAGCCUGCUUGGGGCGGGGGAGCUGGAUGUGUCUUCGCUUCUCUCCGGCGGGGCACACCUUAUCGACACCUGGGUAGAGCUCGAGCCGAAAGGGCGAGUACAUGUUCACGUGGAGUACGAACCGAAGGGCAUUCAGCCGGAAAAGAACGACGUCGUGUUUCUCGAGAGCUUUGCGAGGUGGGGCGACAGUCUCGUGAUACCCCCCGGCGUUCCGAUGGUGGUGCUGGACAGCAAGCCCCCCUUCCUGCUGGUCGCGUUUGACACCUUCACGGGGAGAGAGGGGCGGCUAAGGCUUCACCGCAACACCGUCUCGUUGGUGGAGAGGCUCAGCUGGCUCGACGUGUCGCUGGCCAUGCUCGCAAGGCCGGUGGACGCGCUUCUGAGAACAGACACCGGGAGUUGGUGCGUCCGGAAGUCUCGCCCUCUGCUGCAACCCUUGAUCGUGAUUGUCGCGCCCCUGCAGGCGUCUCUGCUGGUGGCGUUUUCUGCACUAAAGGUUGCCUUGAAGGGCGUGCUUAUGGGCACCCACGCAGUCUACCAGGAGGCUGUUGUAAACAACUGAGUCGUUUUUGUGGUUCGCUAUAUAUGUGGAGAACUUUGUGGUGUGGCUCGGGUGCUUUGGCGUAGUGAAUGUAUGUAACUGCUUUGUUGUGCUGCUGCUGUGUUAGCACGUAGGUGUGAAUUAUUUUCGGGUUGUUGCUAUUGGUUUGAUGUACAGAUUGUGUUGGUGUUGUUGGUGUUGGUGUGUUGUCGAAAAUAUUCGUCACAGCAGUACUGUAGACGGUUGUUGAAAUAUGUACUUAGCCGGGCAGGAACAUCUCGCCCGUUUUGUGCUAUAGGUUCGGAUAUGGUGGCAUGCGUUGAAGUGCAUGUUCGAAGUGGCCGGAACAUGUUUCAUAUCACGCUCCCAAGAGCAUUUGGCCGUAGAGAUAUUGUUCGGCUUCGUGAAUUGGAUGGCACAAACACGG
This is a messenger RNA of Ectocarpus siliculosus, 1528 nucleotides long. The record is from the annotation of a GenBank genome assembly. NCBI's taxonomy places the organism in Eukaryota, Phaeophyceae, Ectocarpales, Ectocarpaceae.